CUCUCUCUCUCUCUCUCUCUCUCUCUCUCUACAGCGACUUCGCGUUCAACUCCUAUCGAACUGAAUUUGUCACCUUUUUCAAGCUUUGUUUAUCCAAGUAAUUGAACUGCGACUAUGAACCUUUUUGGGAUGAAUUGGCCCUGUGCUGCGGCCGUUCCUAGUCGGUGUUCAUUAGCGCAGAAUGUGUAGCGGCGUGCCAGCCCUUGGCCAUUUUAGCGUCCGGAAUGCAGUUAGAUGUUUCGACUGAUUUUGCCGACAAAGUUAUGACCUUGGAUGGUUUCAUAGAGCAAUGCUAGGAAUCUGGGCAUCCGAAUUUCGAGAAAGGCGAUUUGGUUUGGGGCCUCACCGGAUGGGAGGAGUAAAGUCUACUUCCCGCGCCAGAGACUUGCUUUAAGAUCGAACACACCGAUGUUCCUCUCUUACUACACCGGUCUUUUGGGCAUGCCAGGCCUGACUGCUUAUGGCGGGUUUAUUGAGUUAUGCUCUCCUAAGAAAGGAGAAACCGUUUUUAUAUCGGCCGCAUCAGGGGCGGUUGGUCAGCUUGUUGGCCAGCUUGCGUUGUUCGGUUGCUAUGUUGUUGGCAGUGCCGGCAGCAAAGAAAAGGUCGGUUUGCUGAAGAACAAGCUCAGAUUCGAUGAAGCUUUCAACUACAAGGAAGAAUCAAAUCUGGAUGCAGCACUGAAAAGGUACUUCCCUGAGGGGAUCGACAUCUACUGAAAUGUCGGGGGAAAGACGCUGGAUGCGGUGCUACUCAACAUGAAGCUUCAUGGUCGAAUCGCGGUAUGUGGAAUGAUCUCGCAGUACAACCUCGAGCAGCCCGAAGGCGUGCACAACCUGAUGCAACUCCUCGCGAAGCGAGUUCGAAUGGAAGGUUUUAGUGCGCUUGAUUAUUAUCAUCUCUACCCGAAGUUCCUGGAGAUGGUUUUGCCUCCCACUAAAGAGGGAAGGAUUGUAUAUGUUGAAGACACCGUCGAAGGGCUCGAGAAUGGUCCGGCGGCCUUGGUCGGGUUGUUUUCCGGCCGCAAUGUCAGGAAACAAGUGGUCCUAGUUGCUCGCGAAUGAGUCACUUGUUGUACCUUUUCCACUGGCAUAGUCUCUUAUGAUGGAACUCUGGAGUUGAAAGUUUUUACUGGCACAAUUAUCUUUGGAUUACUGUGAGAAUAAGAACAUGUU
Messenger RNA from Eucalyptus grandis, 1173 nucleotides. RefSeq names its product 2-alkenal reductase (NADP(+)-dependent). Gene Ontology annotation, biological process: response to oxidative stress. NCBI's taxonomy places the organism in Eukaryota, Viridiplantae, Streptophyta, Magnoliopsida, Myrtales, Myrtaceae. Gene Ontology annotation, molecular function: 2-alkenal reductase [NAD(P)H] activity. The record is from RefSeq and is a predicted model, not a curated record.